AACGUCUUCUUCCUCCCAGCAACCAGGAGGCUUCAAGGUUAGGGUUCAAGUUACACACUCAUUUUUUGCCCAUGUUGAACCCCAACCACGCAAAAACGUUGGCAACCUCGAACCUCGAGACUCCGAGGCACACAUCGCUCAGACCGUAUAGCAGAAGAUGAGUGACAGUCAAGAGGAUGGAGUGGAUAGAACAGGGAUUGAUCCUGGGUCAUACUGGCGGGUGUGGACUUGCAUCGAGACUCUUCUAAAUGAAGACGAGAAAAACCGAAUGAUGAUGGAACCAUAUCGUGCCACUACUCUUCAGGUGACAUCCAUUCUUCGACUUUGGGGGAAGCAAUGGGCUGGGAAUGCGGCAUGGGCGUCUGUGUUGAACAAAAACAGUCUGCAUCACGAAGCUGAAGAGUGCAUUGUGGCUUUGUAUCAUCUGCGCCAAUGGAUGAACGAGGUGGUCGAAUCGGAUGCAUCCGCGGAAAACGGGUUUCUCGCGGUGGAUGUCUGUGGUGGGAAAGGCAUCUUUUCAAUGAUGUUAUCUUACAUGGCAAGCGAAUUCUGGCAACCUGAAGAUGCGACAGCAGCCACCACCCAGGAUCAAAUCUCAAGACCACGGCAUCUAAAGAAGAUUAUAUUGCUGGAAAAAGCGACAGACAUUGACUGGUGUCAUUUGAAGGAAGCCAAUCAGAGGAGUGAUAGUCACACUGCCAAUGCCGGUAUCAGCUUCCCAAUGAUCGAAUUAUGGUCUGAUACUAAUUUGCACCAGUAUGACAUCCUGAUAGAACGUCUUCAGGCUUUGUCCGCUGAGAAUGACAAUCUACCAAUCGCCAUGACAGGAAUCCACUUGUGCAAAAUGCUCAGUCCAUCCUUGGCCGGCCUUGUGAACGGACUGGGCUCUCAGCUGUGCCCCUAUCUCUGUUUGUCACCUUGUUGCCUCCCACGGGUCGUGCUCAACCCGUCGUCGAAAAAGAACAAGAAACUCAACACGCCACAGCCACCACGAAUUAUUCCAAUCCAUGGCCAUGAGACCAAAGAAGCAAGAGAAUCUCGCCUGGAACACAAUCGUCGAAAACAUGCCGCUCGAAAUAGAUUUUCCUGCUACUUGUGUAAGAGUAGAAAGCAUUGGGUGAAAAGGUGCCCUCAAUACACUGCCAUGGAGGACGACGAAGAACGACAAAAAGUAAUGAAUGCUGCUUUGGCUUCUGUUCCUUGCUGGAUCUGCGGAGUGGUGGGCCAUUUCAGGAACGACUGUCCCAAUCCAGACGCUGCCCGAAUUGUCAAUAGAAACCCACCGACAGCAGAAAUGGACGUCUCAAAUGUUAUUACAUCUCCUUCACCAUAUGCCACCUAUGUCAGCUGCUGGCAGCUCACAUUGACUUGGGCAAGAACAGCGGUGACGAGUUCACCAACAACAAGAGGCCUCAUUCUUCUGCGGAGGAUCAAACCAGCCUUGAACAGGUUGAGCGAACUACAAAGAAGAUGAAACAGACCAAUCUACAGGUACUUGAAGCUGGCCUCACAGACACAAGUGCACAUGAAGGGAAUUGGAACAGUCGUCGCAAGUCAAUCUUCAUCAUUGUAUCUAGAUGACUCUCGCAACAGGCAAGAUACUGUCAAAUGCUUUCUGGCUUUUCUGGUGGUCUUACUUAUUAUUGACUAGUGCACUUGGCAGAAGUUCUUUGGUUGCCAGGACCAUAAGGACUGGCUUGUCAACUCAUUUUUGUCAACCUGUGGAAGCAUCAGCACCAUGUGGGCCAGGUGCAGGAAAGCCAUGAAAAGUGGGAGUGCAAUGGUAUUGAUUAGUAUUGAUAGUUACUGAAGCUCUUGCAUCUUUUUGGAAAUGAUUUAUGGCUUCUUAUGCCCCUUCCAAAUCCACAUGUCAAAGGGUCCUAGCUUGAGAUUAGGGAGGGGCUCAACCCCAACCUGUUCAGAUGAAAGGAAGCUUACAUGCUGCUAGAGAUUUGUUUAAUGGUGGAACAGCAUCUGUUCUGGCAGUCUCAUUGCACAACAUCUACUACGGUAAGGACUCUUCUUGGAGCAAAAGUGUCACCAGAGAAAGUAUCUGAGACAAACUGAACCCUU
Messenger RNA from Seminavis robusta, 2073 nucleotides. NCBI's taxonomy places the organism in Eukaryota, Bacillariophyta, Bacillariophyceae, Naviculales, Naviculaceae. The record is from the annotation of a GenBank genome assembly.